AUGAAGAAGACCCGCGUAUCGCAACAAAAAAGCCGUGGAGGGUGCAACACGUGCAAGCGAAACAAGAUCAAAUGCGACGAGCACAAACCGCACUGCCACAAUUGUCUUUCCCGAGGAAUAGAGUGCGGAGGUUACACAAAAGUGUUCAAGUUCAAGGAGAUCAAAUCUGCCCGUGGGGGCAGAGCAAACAGCGCCAGCAACUCCGAAGAUACGGACAUUUUUCAGUUGCAGCCAUCUGACUCCCAACUGUCGCAGGUGUUCCACCACGCCGCCCAGUCCAUCACCGGGAAGACGUGUGAACAGCUUGUUCUGGAGCAGCAUUUGGCGAGGAAGGGGAAGAAUCCGCGGCUGGCGUCGGAGCUCGAGACCGUGCUCAGGGAGUUCCGCGGCAAGCCGAGUGUCUCGCUCUGCCCAUCGAGCAGCUCAGAUUGGCUUGUGAAGGAGCAGAGCCCGUUCCUAUUCGAGGUGCCCCAACUUCCGUAUUCGUUUGCACAUCAUCACAAAACGCAGUUUGUGUACAACAGUUUCGACGUGUCCACUUCCAACGUGCUGUGUGUCUAUGUUGCGUCGCAUCUGAAUCCCUGGCGCACAGAAAUUAUGCCGCUAGCCGACAAAUAUCCGAUAAUUUUCGAUCUGCUAGGGAUGAUUGUGUGCUCGCACCUGGGCGCGAAAAAUCCAGACUUCAAGGCCAUGGGGCUGGAAUUCAAGGUGCGCGCGUACCACCAGCUCUCCCGCGGACUCACAAACAACCUCUUUCCUAACGACAUCUGUCUGAUGAGCUGCAUUUUGCUUGCCUUGGACGAGUUCUGGGACAACAAGUCUCGCACAGACCUUUCGCAUCUGCGGAGCGCGUCGUAUUUUGUCGACCGUCGGCUGCGCAGCAAGACGCCGGACCCGCGAUUCCAGUUCCUGCUGAGCGCGUGGCAAUACAUGCGGGUGAUUUCACGAACCACGCUGCUGAAUCCAGCCCUAGGCUUCAGAUCCGCGUACCAGCCGCGUCUGGUUAGCGACGGCCAAACCAUAGACCAUAUAAUGGGCAUGUCGCAGGAGCUGUUUGCGAUCCUAGACUCGCUUAUUGACGCGAUCGAGCUCGUCAAGAACGUUCCUGAGCACGCUUAUCCUCCGGACUUGAUUGAAAAAGUUCGGGGACUGCAGUACAGCCUUGUUCACUGGGAGCCUCCAAAGGACGGCUUGGAACUGUGGACGGCUGAAGAAGUGGCCGACCACAAAGUCACUGCGCAAAGCUACCGCUACGCCACGCUGAUUCUUCUCCAGAACGCGUUCCCGCAGGUGGAACGGUACCUUGGUCCGCGAGAGCUGUCUUUCAGAGUGCGCGAGGAACUGUCGACGCUGCGGCUGUCGGGCGGCGCGUCGGUCGUGAUGCAUGUGUUCCCGCUGUUCAUGGCUGCGUGCGAAGCUUUCACGGCGGCCGAAAAACAGUGGUUCCGCACCAAAACGGCAGCCGUUUUCGACGCAAUCUCAUCGAACAACAUCAAGCGGAUGACCAGCGUCAUGGAAGAGGUCUGGAAGCGCAAGUGCCUGCUGAAGACGCAUUACGAGUCGCUGAACAUGCCUGUUGCUCCAGACGACCAUCUUUUGAGCGGCCUCAAGAGCUAUGCCAGCUGGUUUACGGUAGCUGCAGACUGGAAAAUCGAUAUUUUUGUGGGGUAG
This is a messenger RNA of Ogataea angusta, 1671 nucleotides long. RefSeq lists its product as uncharacterized. Gene Ontology annotation, cellular component: nucleus. Bases 1 to 1671 code for a protein of 556 amino acids. Gene Ontology annotation, molecular function: DNA-binding transcription factor activity, RNA polymerase II-specific; transcription cis-regulatory region binding; zinc ion binding. The transcript has a single exon. Lineage: Eukaryota; Fungi; Ascomycota; Pichiomycetes; Pichiales; Pichiaceae. The record is from RefSeq and is a predicted model, not a curated record. Gene Ontology annotation, biological process: positive regulation of transcription by RNA polymerase II.